Messenger RNA from Serpula lacrymans var. lacrymans S7.9, 484 nucleotides. RefSeq lists its product as uncharacterized. The coding region runs from base 6 to 404 and encodes 132 amino acids. Lineage: Eukaryota; Fungi; Basidiomycota; Agaricomycetes; Boletales; Serpulaceae. The record is from RefSeq and is a predicted model, not a curated record. Gene Ontology annotation, biological process: proteolysis. The transcript is spliced from 3 exons. Gene Ontology annotation, molecular function: aspartic-type endopeptidase activity.
UUACCAUGGACGCCGUCAACGGUGGCGGCCAGUCCGUUCUCUCCAACGUCGACUCCAUCGUCGACACCGGAACUACUCUCGUUGUUGGUGACACCGAGAGCGUCGCUCAGCUCUACGAAGCAAUUGGUGGUCAAGAUGCCUCGAACACUGUCGGCGAAGGCUAUUACACUUUCCCUUGCAACGAUGUCCCUAGCGUCAGUCUGACCUUCGGUGGCAAGUCUUUCCCCAUCUCUUCCAGCACUUUCAACCUCGGUCAAGUUUCCUCUGGCUCUUCCGACUGUGUUGGUGGUAUCGUCGGUUCCUCUGGCGAAUCCUUCUGGAUUGUUGGCGAUGUUUUCCUCGCCAACGUCUACACCGUUUUCGACUUGGCUAAGAACCGUGUUGGUUUCGCUGAUCUCGCAUAAGUAACAACAUAAGUUACAACUGCGAGGUGAAGAGGGUCAAGUGGUGCGAGCAUUGUACAAAAGCAUGGUGACUUAUGUAU